Chinchilla lanigera (long-tailed chinchilla) is the source of this 1152-nucleotide messenger RNA. It is a transcript of the gene Plpp1, whose product is annotated as phosphatidic acid phosphatase type 2A. The record is from RefSeq and is a predicted model, not a curated record. Gene Ontology annotation, molecular function: phosphatidate phosphatase activity. NCBI's taxonomy places the organism in Eukaryota, Metazoa, Chordata, Mammalia, Rodentia, Chinchillidae. Gene Ontology annotation, biological process: phospholipid metabolic process; phospholipid dephosphorylation; signal transduction.
GGUCCGAGCGCCUCCGGGCCCCAGUCCGCCUUCGGGUCGGGAGGAGCCGUCGCUCGGGGCCGUCGCCUGCCUCGGAGCCAGGCUCGAGAACCGGCUUCCAUGCCUAUGGCUGUUCUAAAUUUGGGCCAAAUAUAUCCAUUUCAGAGAGGCUUUUUCUGUAAAGACAACAGCAUCCAGUAUCCGUACCAUGACAGUACCGUCACAUCCACUAUCCUCACCAUAGUGGGGCUGGGCUUACCCAUUUCCUCUAUGAUUAUUGGAGAAACCCUAUCUGUUUACUGUAACCUCUUACACUCAAAUUCCUUUAUCAGGAAUAACUACAUAGCCACUAUUUACAAAGCUAUUGGAACCUUCUUAUUUGGUGCAGCUGCUAGUCAGUCCCUAACUGACAUUGCCAAGUAUUCAAUAGGCAGACUGCGGCCUCACUUCUUGGAUGUGUGUGACCCCGAUUGGUCUAAAGUCAACUGCAGUGAUGGUUACAUUGAGUACUAUGUAUGUCGCGGGAAUGCACAAAAAGUUAAGGAAGGCAGAUUGUCCUUCUACUCAGGCCAUUCUUCGUUCUCCAUGUACUGCAUGGUCUUCCUGGCACUUUAUCUUCAAGCCAGGAUGAAGGGAGAUUGGGCAAGACUCUUACGCCCGACACUGCAAUUUGGUCUUGUUGCUGUAUCCAUUUAUGUGGGCCUUUCUCGAGUUUCUGAUUACAAACACCACUGGAGCGAUGUGUUGACUGGACUUAUUCAAGGAGCUACAGUUGCAAUAUUAGUUGCUGUAUAUGUAUCAGAUUUCUUUAAGGAGAAAAACUCUCCUUUUAAAGAAAGAAAAGAGGAGGACUCUCAUACCACUCUGCAUGAAACACCAACAGCAGGAAAUCACUACCGGAGCAAUCACCAGCCUUGAAAGGUGGCAGAUGAAGCUGGCCUGCUUUUUAAAGGAAAAGAACUGCGCCCAGAAGGCAAGAGGAUAUAUCUUUACAGGCCUUACGGACUGCCCCUGCUGCUACUAUACCUCUUGGAUGCCCACUUUAUCUGUGUAAAUAAUUACAGUUAACACAAUGUUCUCUAAUAGCUGAAGUUCAUUCAAGAAAUUUCAAGCUUCCCACUAAAACAAUGCACCACCUGUACAUUUUUAUUAAAAAAAUGUAAUGCUUAUGUA